Cyprinodon variegatus (sheepshead minnow) is the source of this 2163-nucleotide messenger RNA. It is a transcript of the gene prpf38b, whose product is annotated as pre-mRNA processing factor 38B. The record is from RefSeq and is a predicted model, not a curated record. NCBI's taxonomy places the organism in Eukaryota, Metazoa, Chordata, Actinopteri, Cyprinodontiformes, Cyprinodontidae. The transcript is spliced from 7 exons. The coding region runs from base 207 to 1598 and encodes 463 amino acids. Gene Ontology annotation, cellular component: precatalytic spliceosome.
GGUACAUUUCCGGUUUCACCUCCUAGUAGCACUUUAGCUAAUACGGCGGCGGGAAAGUCGCUGAUACUAUCUUUAAUUCUAGCUUAACAAGAAAUCGAGAGGGGGACAUUUUAAAAGGACCGACGAGCCUUGCUUAUAAUUGAUGGCUCAAUAGUCGUACAUACGCUAACCGUAAACAAAGUUUCACCGUGUGGGAUUCAGCUAACAUGGCUAACGUCGGCAACCAGCUACCAACGCAGGCCGUUAGCAAACCUCCGUCAGGGAAACAUGGGAACGUAUUGCCCCUGUGGGGCAACGAAAAGACUAUGAACCUCAAUCCAAUGAUUCUUACGAAUGUGCUUUCUUCGCCGUAUUUCAAAGUACAGCUGUAUGAGUUAAAGACCUACCAUGAAGUCGUGGACGAAAUCUAUUUCAAGGUGACUCACAUUGAGCCCUGGGAAAAGGGGAGCAGAAAGACUGCAGGCCAAACUGGAAUGUGCGGAGGGGUGCGUGGAGUUGGCACUGGUGGCAUUGUAUCUACUGCUUUCUGUCUUCUUUACAAACUGUUUACUCUCAAGCUAACACGCAAACAGGUGAUGGGUCUCAUCACUCACACAGACUCCCCGUACAUCAGGGCACUUGGAUUCAUGUAUAUAAGAUAUACGCAGCCUCCAACAGAUUUAUUAGAUUGGUAUAAUGACUUCCUGGAUGAUGAGGAGGUAUGUCACCCCGGGAUGCCCAUUGUGCAGCAGGAGCUUGAUGUUAAAGCUGGUGGCGGCUGUGUUAUGACCAUUGGAGAGAUGCUACGCUCCUUCAUGACCAAAUUGGAAUGGUUCUCCACCCUGUUUCCCCGGAUCCCAGUUCCUGUUCAAAAGGCCAUUGAUCAGCAGAUGAAGGCUAGGCCACGCAAGGUGGUCCAGAAGGAACCGGAGGAGGAAGCAGAGUCAGAGAGACAAGGGGAACGACGAGGCUCCAGAACACCAAGACGGACUCCGAGUCCUAAAAGGUCACCCAAACGGUCAAGAAGCAGGAGCCACCACCGUGAGAGGGAACGCCACGGGCCGAGCUUUGACAGAGAGCUGGAGAGAGAGCGGGACCGGCAGAGGAAGGAGAGGGACGGAAGGGACAGAGACAGGGAGAGGGGGGACAGGGAAAGACGGAGAUCACGUAGUGCAGACAGGAACAGGGAACGCAAAAGAAGUCGCAGCGGCAGCAGAGAAAGGAGGAGCGAACGCAGGGAGAAGGAAAGAGACGGAGAAGAUAGGAGCAGGAAGAAGGACAGGGAUCACCACAAGGACAGGGGCUCUGAGAGGGAGAGGUCCAGAGACAGGAAGAGCAGAACAGAGAACGACGACCGGAGACACAAAGACGAUAGAGACAGACACAGGGAAGACAGGAAGGCCAAAAGGUCGAGUCGGAGCAGAAGCAGAGAAAGGAGGCAUAAGAGCAGCGCAGAGGAAAAGGCCAGGAAGAGAGAUCGCAGCCACAGCAAAGAGCGGGAAAGAGAGCGCUCCCACAAACGUAGCCGCAGCAAAGAGAGGAGUCGCCACCAGCGAGAUUCCAGCAAUGAGCAUAGUAGUAAACACGGUGAACGGAAAAGAAGCCAGAGCGCUGAGUAAAGGCAGCAAUGCUUCUACUUGAAUGAUUAUCUUCCUCCUCUUCGCUCAGCUGUCUGGUCAGCGAUGUGCCCAAAGUGAAGGAGCAUUAGCAGGCAGGGUUAGCAUCAGGGCUCAUCUUUGGCCAAACGUAAUGUUGGUUCCCUUCUGUUUUCAGAUGUCUCACUCCCUGUUAGAGUAUUGUUAGUCCUCAUUUAAACUCUGUACAGUAAGAAAAAUGGCAUUUUAAUUUUCUAUGAUUCUUGUUUUGCUCCAAGAAGUGGGUUUGUACAUACUGUCUAAGACGUGUCUACACUGCCUUUGGACCGUAGUGGUUGUGAAGGUUCGCCUCUGUACUGUCAGCAUAUUCUAGAUGUAAAUCAUAGCAGGUUAUCGGUUCCAUUUUCAGCCUUCGCUGAAGCACGGUUUGAAUCCAGAGGUGGAGCUUAACCAGUCUGUCCAUGAGCAUUAGUAGACAGUCCAGGAAGGUUUUUAUCCUCUGAAGGACAGAUUUAUUUUUACCACACACUUGAUCCCUGCUUGUGUUGUCUGAGUUAUUCUCUGUUGCAUUUUGUUUUCUAAUAAAAAC